Bombyx mandarina (wild silkworm) is the source of this 1451-nucleotide messenger RNA. It is a transcript of the gene Fip1, whose product is annotated as Factor interacting with poly(A) polymerase 1. The record is from RefSeq and is a predicted model, not a curated record. Gene Ontology annotation, cellular component: mRNA cleavage and polyadenylation specificity factor complex. Lineage: Eukaryota; Metazoa; Arthropoda; Insecta; Lepidoptera; Bombycidae.
AUGGCAGAAACGGCCAUUGAGACCACACCGGGCGAUGAAAACGAUGAUAAUUGGUUAUACGGGGAUUCUGGCGGAGAUGCUAACCAAGAAUCCACUGAGGAAACUCAAGAAGUACAAAAAUCGGCCGACGUCGUCGGUGGUGCUGACGAAGAAAAUCAAGAUGAAGAGGAAGGUAACAACGAUUCGGAAUUGAAUGAUGAGCAUUUUGCUGAGGUAACGCGCGAGGAUCAAAAUGGUGACGCUGAUAGCCAAGAGAACGGUGACUCUGACUCGGACGACAGCGAUGACGUCAAAGUCACCAUUGGAGAGAUCAAGUCUGGGUCACAGUAUGCCAGCCUAAACAUAAAAAGGGGAGUUGGCUUGGUAGCUUCUGCAGGGGGACCUGAGAAACCUCGUUCAGUAACUACAACAAGUGGAAAAGUGACAUUAGAGGACUUGGAAGGGCCAGGAAGUAUUAAUGGAGUUCCCGCUUUGGAAUUCAAUAUUGAUACUAUAGAAGAUAAACCUUGGAAUAAGCCGGGUGCUGAUAUAUCAGAUUAUUUCAAUUAUGGUUUUAAUGAAGUAACAUGGAGCGCUUAUUGUGAGCGGCAGCGACGAAUGCGAAUCAACGAAACAGGUGUGGGAAUGCAUAUGGGAUCGGUUCCCCGUCCACCAAUGCCAGACAUGAGGCGCCCCCCAAAUAUUAGACACGAUGAUGGAAUACCACCUCCCAUGACAAAUAACUAUCAGUCCAGAGAAAACACUAUUCAGGUGAUGACAGCGGAGCGACGCGAGUACGGGCGCGGCCACCCCCGCGAGAUGCCGCCGCCGGAGUUCUUCUCUGGGCCGCCCACUGACUACUACCAGCCCCCGCACGCUACAUAUGACGAGCCAUGGGGUAACCCGUUCACAGGACACGGACAGGCACCGGGCGGCUGGACCCCCUCCGACAUCAAGGAGCUGACGCCGGCGCCGGGCGCGCUGCCCCCCGCCGCGCCCCCCACCCUGCCCCCCGCCGCCGCGCCCCUCUCCAUGCACCCCCCCUACGCGCCGCCCUACCGACAAACGCACCCCGCCGACACCAGGGAGCGACACCGCCGAGAUGAUGAGGAUCGAGACCGCGACCGCGACAGGGACCGCGACCGCGAACGCUCCCGCUCCACUAAACCGGAGAGACUGAGGGAAAAAUCAUACAGACGUGACCGAUCGCGUUCGAGAUCUCGCCGUCACAAGUCCCGAUCUCGGUCACCGCGGAUGCGAGAGAGAUCUCGAGACCGUGACCGAUCCAGGGACAGGGACCGAGAUCGAUCUCGAGACCGGGAGCGCAGCAUCAAGCCGAAAAUCAAGGAUAAAGACGAUUGACCUGAACUGUGUACAAGUGUGGCGGACUGCUGUGUAGAACAUUUUCAAAAAAUGAUGUAUUAAAUUUUCAUGAUUAAAAUAAGUAUACGUAGUAAAUAAAUGAUAUUGAA